Molecule: messenger RNA, 666 nt
Organism: Anopheles marshallii
Lineage: Eukaryota; Metazoa; Arthropoda; Insecta; Diptera; Culicidae
Exons: 3
Coding region: 1-666 (221 amino acids)
Source: RefSeq, a predicted model, not a curated record
AUGGUGAAGCUUCAUUUUGUCUGUGGCGUGCUGCUGCUCGCCUUUCUCGGUUGGGCUCACGGGCUGCCGGUGAAGGAGCAGCUGGAGCUGGAGGAGGUGCUGACCAAGCUGCAGGAGCUGCGACGAUUGAACGAUGGCAAACUAAAGCAGAUCAACGAAGAAAAGGUGCAGCUCAGCACGCCUGCCGGUCAGCGGCCAACGGUUGGAUCGUCGGGUGUUUCUGCAGUGACCGCUGGCUACAAAACGAAACGAUCGCUCAACAACUCCGACCGACGGACGCUGCUGUACAACUACUAUUCGCGUGGAUUAGCCCCGAUGUACGACAAGCGUAACUUUGACGAGAUUGAUCGGUUCGCACGGUUCAACGGUAAGCGCAAUCUGGACUACGAGCCGUCCUACGCCGGUUCGAUGGACCAUGGCUACAAUGGACGUUUCAGCAAGCGCAACUUUGACGAAAUUGAUCGUUUCAAUGCUGGCUUCAACUAUCGUCUGAAUGGGGACGAAAUGGCAACGAUCGGCAAGCGAAACUUUGACGAAAUUGAUCGAUUCGGACGGUUCGCCUUCAACAAGCGAUACUUCCCGGAGGUGAAUGAUCUCAGCCCCGGUAACAAUCUUAAGCACGAUCUCUCGGAAGACAUGGCCGUCAUUAAUGAGUACUCGCAGUAA